Molecule: messenger RNA, 1839 nt
Organism: Abrus precatorius (Indian licorice)
Lineage: Eukaryota; Viridiplantae; Streptophyta; Magnoliopsida; Fabales; Fabaceae
Product: cysteine-rich receptor-like protein kinase 25
Exons: 6
Coding region: 1-1839 (612 amino acids)
Biological process (GO): protein phosphorylation
Molecular function (GO): ATP binding; protein kinase activity
Source: RefSeq, a predicted model, not a curated record
AUGCAUAUCAUCAACUUCUCUAUAACCCCAUUAGCACUUUUCUCUGCGUUUCUUUUGCUCAUCCACGCAAGGGAAUCAGAUCCCCCUUACACUGUCCAUCAAUGCAAAAACCAAACAUUUUACCAACCCAACACCACAUUUCAGUCCAACUUAAAUACCCUCUUCUCUUCUCUCAUCUCCAACUCUUCUCUUCAAUCCAACAACGGUUUCUACACAACCACUGUGGGUCAAAACACCACUGACGUCGUCAACGGUCUUUUCCUCUGCCGUGGCGACGUCAACGCCACCCUUUGCCACGGCUGCGUCGCCACCGCAGCAAACGACAUAACACGCCUCUGUCCGAACGACAGAGAGUCCAUAAUCUGGUCCGAUUUUUGCAUGUUGCAUUACUCCGAAAGCACCCUCAACAACAACAUCGAUACUGGACUUUCCGUGCACGACACCCGUGUGAUAAACUCGAACAUUGACAAGUUCAAUCAGUUAUUCGCUGAGUUACUUUACGGUUUGGCGGAGAAAGCUGCAGCCGCAGUGGAGAUAAAGUAUGCUGCAGGCGAAAAGGGUUUUACGAGUACACAGACACUGUACGGUAUGGCACAGUGCGUGCCCGAGUUAACGAGAGAAGGAUGUACCGCGUGCUUACAAAGCGCUAUUAGAAGUCUUACCAUGUACAGUGUACGAGCAGAGUUUAUGUUUCCGGCAUGUCAUAUCAGAUAUCAAUUGUAUCCAUUUUUGUAUAAUACCACUUCAGAGAUGCCACGUGUUCCUUCCCCAUCUUCAGCUACGAGUUAUUUUAUGUGUGAAGAUGAGUCUUUGCGUUUUGACUUGGCUACAAUAGAAGCUGUCACAAAUGGAUUCUCAGAUGAACAUAAAAUAGGCGAAGGUGGAUUUGGUGAGGUUUAUAAGGGUACCCUUCCGAAUGGACAAGAGAUAGCUGUGAAGAGGCUAUCAAGAAGUUCCCGGCAGGGUGACUUGGAAUUCAAGAACGAGGCUUCACUUGUUGCACAGCUUCAACAUAGAAAUUUAGUUAGGCUGUUAGGAUUUUGCUUGGAGAGAAAGGAGAGGAUACUUGUUUAUGAAUUCAUACCAAAUUCCAGCCUUGACAACUUUCUAUUUGAUCGUGAGAACGAAGAAGAGCUAGACUGGGCAAGACGUUACCAAAUUAUAGUUGGAAUAGCUCGAGGAAUGAAGUAUCUCCAUGAAGAUUCUAGGCUAAGAAUAAUACAUCGCGAUCUCAAGGCUAGUAAUGUUCUAUUGGAUGCAAACAUGAAUCCAAAGAUUUCAGAUUUUGGCUUGGCAAAGAUUUCCCCUAAUGAUCAAAGUCAAGUAAAUGCAGCAACAAGAAGGAUAGUUGGAACAUAUGGUUACAUGUCUCCAGAAUAUGCAAUGCAUGGAAAAUAUUCUGUGAAAUCCGAUGUGUUCAGCUUUGGAGUCUUGGUUUUGGAGAUUAUUCAUGGCAAGAAGAACUCAAGUUAUUAUCUAUCACAUGAAAGCGAUGACCUUUUGAGCAUUACUUGGAAGAAUUGGACAAAUCAGACACCGUUCUUGAUUUUGGAUCCAAGAUUGAAUGGCUCAUAUUCUCGAAAUGAAGUUCGGAGAUGCAUCCAGAUCGCUUUAUUAUGCGCUCAAGAAAACCCAGUUGAUAGGCCUUCAAUGGCGACAAUAGUAAUUGCGUUGAGCAGUUAUUCAAUAACAUUAGCGCAACCUCGACAACCAGCAUCUUAUCUGCGAUGGAGAACAGCACCAGACAGAUUAAGACACCAACGUGAUUCUGAUGGGAACAGGCGCACAACCCCGUCGUGUCCGAAUGAUUCUUUGAUUACUGAAGUAUAUCCUCGCUAA